UUACAGCAAGAAUUAGAAGAUCGUUCACUGAGUACUACAAUAGUGGAGUCAGGGAUACUAACCAUCAUCAUGUUAGUAACAUUGCUUGGUAAUGUUCUGGUGUGUCGUGCUGUUUAUCAAAGUCCAAGGCUUCGUACCAUUACUAAUUACAGUGUGGUGGUCCUUGCACUUACGGAUAUCUCCAUGGCGGUGUUUGUCGGGCCUUUUACCUUGAGUGUCUUCAUCUUGGGCAAGAAGCCGUUCAGUCAUGUCCUUUGUCAAUUCCAGGCCUAUGCUGCAAUAGCACUGGUCUACAACUCCAUCUUCACAGUAACAUUCAUGUCAGUGAACCGUUACUUAAAGAUUGUCAUAGGUGACCAUCUAUACCGUAAAGUAUUCACUCAUAAAAGGACGGUGUUAAUGCUGUUUGCUGAACUGAUAUUAGGGUGGGUGAUUCCAACGUUUUCACUGUUAACUGGAAGAGAAUUCCAUUACCAUCCAGGAAAAAUGGUUUGCACUAUGAAAAAUGAUCCGAAACGGCAAAGUGUAUUUGCUCGUUCCAUCAUGCAUGGUUUCAUUUUCUUUUUGCCGUACUGCAUAACCAUCUUUUGUUACUGCAGCAUAUACAUCAAGGUGCGAUCACAUAACAAGAGGAUAGCCAACGCUGCCCCGAGUACAACCAACAACACAACAACAACAACUAUCAACAGAAAGGAUAUUAACAUCACCAAAACACUAUUCGCUAUAUUCCUGGUUUUCACGUUUUGUACAAUGCAGUUGGGUGUUAUUAGUUACUGUGAGACCCACAUUGGAGAGUACAAGCUCCCUCGGCAAGUCUAUGUUCUGUACACAUUGAUGUGUAGUUUGGCAAGUGCAGUCAAUCCUUUUAUUUAUGGGCUGUUUAGUCCAGCCUUUAGAUCGGAGUUAAAGCGUAGCCUGUGUCUAACAUGUCUAACAAAUAGGGGGGAAGCUGGGAAUGUGAUUGAAAAUAAAAGCUAAAGUGACAAAAAGAUGAAGUGACUUGUAAAGUCCAUGGUUCCUUGUAUAAUUAAUUUAUGAUUGUAACUUGGUUUUAAAAGUGUUACAUCAGCUGCAGCAGCAAAUGUUACAUCAGCUGUUUAGUCCAACCUUUAGAUCAGAGUUAAAGCGUAGCCUGUGUCUAACAUGUCUAACAAAUAGGGUGAAAGCUGUAGGAAUGUGAUUGAAAAUAAAAGCUAAAGUGACAAAAAGAUGAAGUGACUAGUCCAGUCCAUG
Molecule: messenger RNA, 1233 nt
Organism: Actinia tenebrosa (Australian red waratah sea anemone)
Lineage: Eukaryota; Metazoa; Cnidaria; Anthozoa; Actiniaria; Actiniidae
Product: melatonin receptor type 1A
Biological process (GO): G protein-coupled receptor signaling pathway
Cellular component (GO): membrane
Molecular function (GO): G protein-coupled receptor activity
Source: RefSeq, a predicted model, not a curated record